AUUACAUCAUCAUCAUUUUAUUUAUGUGUCUGUAUUUUAUCGUUAUUUCGAUCGAGAUAACAUUAUCUUUUUUUUUUUUUUGUUGCUAAAUGCAAAAAAAGUUAUGUAAAGACUAUAAAUUUCCAGCUAUUUAUCGUAUGAGUUUCUCAAUUGUUCAAAUCAGCUAGCACUUGCUCAUGUUUGAAUAUUGAAUGUUGUAGUUUUUUUUAUGUUCCAGAUUGAACAAAUUGUUAUGGAAUCUACUGAGCAAAAUUACUUCUAUCCAUCGGAAAAUGAUAGAAAUCCCAUCAAACAUGAACGUGAUAAUAUUCCACGGGAAAGGAUUCGAAUUAAUGAUGAUGAUGAUGAUAAUGGUGACAGUGAUGUUAAUGAUGACAAUUGCAGGCAACGGCAACAAACGAUAUAUUCUCAGGAAGAGUCUUUGUUAUCCAACAAUGGUAUGAUUGACAGGGAGCUAUUGCAGCAAAAACUAAGAUUCUAUUUCAUGUCACCAUUGGAUAAAUGGAGGACUAAAAAACGAUUUCCUUUCAAGCUUAUAUUUCAAAUGUUAAAGGUCAUUUUUGUCACAUUUCAAUUGGUGAAUUUUGGUACAGAAAUGUCUGAUUAUAUAACUCAAGAUGAUCACAUUGAAAAUGCAUUUCGUAAUAUAUUAUUGGAUGAUUGGGAUCAAACUCGUGAAGUAGUUGCUUAUCCACCGGCAACUGGUGAUUAUGCUGUUUACACUACCGAACAUUUUUAUUCGUCGAUGGAUUUUGCUAUAAGAAGAUUUUCUAAUCUAAGUAAACUUUCCGUUGGUUGUUUCGGUUUCGAACGACGAGAAUAUCCUCGAAUUUUGAUUGAAAAAAUUUUCUUUACAAAGAGAAAAUUAGAUCCUACUGAUUUUGCUUAUAAUAUUGAAAACAAUGAUUUGAAUUCAGAAAUAUUAGAUAUUAAAAAUCUUUAUCCAUCCGGUGAUCAAAAAUGGUUCGACGAAUUCACAACGAAAAGUUAUUUUCACUUGAAAAAUUUUACAUUAUCAUUCAAUUCUUUAUUCAAAUUACAUCUAAUUUUUCCCUUGAGAACUAUACUGUUUGAAGAUGAAACAAUACCCAGAUGUUUUGAUUUUAAUGUCACUAUAGUCUAUGAUAACCAUGCACACGAUGCAAUGAUCAAAGUUAAAUUAAAAAUUAAUCGUUUGGCUAAACCUUGCCACUAUAUCUCAGAUGAUGGAACAUUAUUAAAGCAAGUUAUCGGAAUUGGUUUAAAUCUCGACCCGAAUAUGACUUUGAUCAUGAUAUUAAACUAUACUGUUUUGUUAUUCUGUUUAAUCUCGACCAUGCUUUGUAUACGUUCUCUAUAUCGUGGCCAAAUACUUCGUAUAGAAACAGAACAAUACUUUGGAAUGUUAUCCAAUUCACAGAACCUAUCAUUAGAAGAUAAAAUGGAAUUUAUUGACAUGGGUUUAUUAAUCAUAUGUAUUAAUGAUUUUCUCAUCAUUUGUGGUACUAUAAUGAAGAUUCGGAUGGAAUCAUCAGAUUCGGUUGAUUCGAUACUAUAUACUAGUUGUUCGCUAUUUUUAGGCAUUGGAAAUCUUUUGGUUUGGUUGGGAUUGUUACGUUAUUUUGCCUAUUUUCAAUCAUACAACAUUCUUAUUGUAACAUUGAAGAAAUCUAUUCCAAACGUUUUGCGGUUCUGUCUCUGUGCAUUUUUAGUUUAUGGAGGAUUUUGUUUUUGUGGUUGGGUCGUUUUGGGUCCUCAUCAUCUCAAAUUUCGUACGCUUAGCUCAACAUUGGAAUGUUUGUUUUCACUUAUGAACGGUGAUGAUAUGUUUGCCACAUUUUUUUCUACUGAUGUGAAAAAAUCAAGUCUUAUUUGGUGGUUUAGCCGCAUUUAUCUUUAUCUUUUCAUUUCAUUGUCCAUAUAUGUGAUAGUUUCGUUGUUCAUUGCCAUAAUACUCGAUGCAUAUGAAUCGGUUCGUGAUUCAUAUAAAGAAAUCAAUGACUUAUCACAGUCAAAUUCAACUCUAAAAAAAUUUAUAGAAGAAUAUCCAAUGGACAAUUUUGAUGGUGGAUUCCAUAAUAACUCUAUUGUUGACCAAAUUCAAAAUUAUUUUCGAAUCUGUUUCCGUCCAUCAUCGAAUGCUUCUUAACAUAUAAGAAUUAUAAUUUAAUAAUAUAUAAUUUUACGACUAAAAUAGUUAUGAUUUUAUAACUCAACUUUUAAUUAAUAUUUAAAUGAAUAAAAUAUAAAAUAGUGAUUUAA
Molecule: messenger RNA, 2241 nt
Organism: Dermatophagoides farinae (American house dust mite)
Lineage: Eukaryota; Metazoa; Arthropoda; Arachnida; Sarcoptiformes; Pyroglyphidae
Product: mucolipin-3
Biological process (GO): monoatomic ion transport; transmembrane transport
Cellular component (GO): lysosomal membrane; plasma membrane
Molecular function (GO): NAADP-sensitive calcium-release channel activity
Source: RefSeq, a predicted model, not a curated record